AUGCCUGAGUAUGCUAAGUACUUAAGGGAUUUGGUUGCUAAUAAAGUUAAGCUGCAGGAUGUGGAGGCAGUAGCACUCACAGAGGAGUAUAGUUUUGUAGUUACUCAAAAAAUGCCGAAAAAGCUAAAGGACCCUGGGAAACCGAGCUCUGUGUUGUGGCAACUGGCAAACGGGACCAUAGCCCAUCCUGAAGAAGUGAUAGAGGAUGCCCUCAAAAAGGCAGAUGAACAGGUACCAAUCAACUUGGGAUAUCCAUUUUUAGUGACAGGAGAAGAUCUAAUUGAUGUGAGAGAGGGGGCUAAGUGUAGGGUGGUGGUGUCUAUUCCACAAAAGACCUCUUCUAAUACCCUCAUUGAGCACCCUAAGCCACAACUACCUAAACCAGAUAUGAUGCAGAUUGAAGAGCCUGAAAAGGCUAAAGUUUAG
Molecule: messenger RNA, 426 nt
Organism: Capsicum annuum
Lineage: Eukaryota; Viridiplantae; Streptophyta; Magnoliopsida; Solanales; Solanaceae
Exons: 4
Coding region: 1-426 (141 amino acids)
Source: RefSeq, a predicted model, not a curated record